Striga asiatica is the source of this 1987-nucleotide messenger RNA. Lineage: Eukaryota; Viridiplantae; Streptophyta; Magnoliopsida; Lamiales; Orobanchaceae. The record is from the annotation of a GenBank genome assembly.
CAAUGAGUAAAAUACAUUAUAAGUUCUUAUUGUUUGCUCCAUCCCAUUGAAAAAAGAAAUAGGUCAAACAAGCAAACAAAUCAUGGUCGGAUGUUUAUUUGUUAUGAGACACACCUUAUCGUAAGUUCUGCAAAUCCAACUCCUCCUUAUCCCUCUGCCUUUUCCCCCAACAAUCUGCUCACCGGCGAUGCUGACUCCGGCGCUUGCGCCGCCGUCUUCUUCUUCUUCUUCUACGCCCACAGCUUUCCCUUUCUCCCAUUCAUUCACAGCCCGAUCUGCCCCCGCCUUCUUCACCUUAAUUUUUCCCUUUCGAGCUUUAAAUGCUAAUAGACGGGAAAGCUCAACUCUUCGACUCCAAGCAGCAGCAGCAUCUCCUUCUUCUUCUCCGUCUUCCGCUCCAAUGAUUGAAAAGGAAACACCUGAGUCGGAGAAGCCCCCUACUUUCCUUCGAGAGGCGGAUGAGAAUGCUUCUGAUUCCUCCAAAUCCGUCCGAUCAAGGUUUGAGAAAAUGAUUAGGGAGGCGCAGGACUCUGUCUGCUCCGCCAUUGAGGCCGCCGACGGAGGUGGCCAGUUUAAGGAAGACGUGUGGUCCAGACCCGGAGGGGGUGGCGGCAUCAGCAGGGUUUUGCAGGAUGGCGCUGUUUGGGAGAAAGCUGGUGUCAAUGUCUCUGUCGUCUAUGGAGUAAUGCCUCCCGAGGCUUACAGAGCAGCUAAACCAACUGAAAAUGGAAGCGUCAAACCCGGCCCUGUUCCCUUCUUCGCUGCUGGCAUCAGCUCCGUUCUUCAUCCUAAGAAUCCAUUUGCUCCAACGUUGCAUUUUAAUUACCGCUAUUUUGAGACUGAUGCUCCAAAAGAUACUUCAGGAGCCCCAAGGCAAUGGUGGUUUGGUGGAGGUACUGAUUUGACUCCUGCUUACAUUUUUGAGGAGGACGUGAAGCAUUUCCAUCUGGUCCAGAAAGGUGCUUGCGACAAGUUCGAUAGUGAUUUCUAUCCUCGAUUCAAGAAAUGGUGUGAUGAUUAUUUCUAUAUCAAGCACCGAGGGGAGAGACGCGGUCUUGGGGGUAUAUUCUUCGACGAUUUAAAUGCCUAUGAUCAAGAGAUGCUUCUUUCCUUUGCUACUGAGUGUGCAAAUUCUGUGAUUCCAGCAUAUAUACCCAUCAUUGAGAGGAGGAAGGAUACGCCAUUUACGGAUAGACACAAGGCAUGGCAGCAGCUACGCCGAGGACGUUAUGUGGAAUUCAACUUGGUUUAUGAUCGGGGAACAACAUUUGGUCUCAAGACUGGUGGAAGGAUUGAGAGUAUACUUGUGUCACUGCCACUUACUGCCCGGUGGGAAUAUGACCAUCAACCUGAAGAAGGAAGUGAAGAAUGGAAGCUUUUGGAUGCGUGUAUCAAUCCCAAGGAGUGGAUCUGAGCUUUUCAUGUACUUGCUUCGUUAGAAUUCAAGCCUCCUUUUGGUUCUUCUUGUCCUCUUACUUUUGAAUAUUGUGUAUUAGAACCUACUUACACAGUUUCUCUAAAGAGGUGAUGAAGACGAGACCGCCAUUGCGUAUCUGAAUAAAUACGACCGUCUUCGGGUUUAAUCGGUUUUAAUGCCUUAUUAUUAUUAGUACUAUUUUAUUUUAUUUCCUUUAGGUAUUUAGUACUUUGGGGUAGAAUAAUAAUUAUCUUGGGGCAAGAUUGGGAAGUUUAUUUUAAUUUUCAUUUAUAUGUUGUGAAAGACAUUAGGGAUGGGAGUUUUUUGACGAUUGAAAUAUUUUUCUGCCUGAGAGAGUAUCUCACUUUUUAUUUGUUCUUGAGAGAGUAUCUCAAUUUUAUUCCCGUUCGUACUACGUUCUACAUCAGUUGGUAUCUAGAGACCAGCAGCGAUCCUCGACGCCGCCGAAGAAGGUUAACGACACCAUGAACGAUUCCAGAGGAUGGAAGAUCGAUUUCAAGGUAUGGAUGAUUGUUUCACAGACCUAUCAACUGGAAUGGAGGAAUUGCA